Colletotrichum acutatum is the source of this 1598-nucleotide messenger RNA. RefSeq lists its product as uncharacterized. The transcript has 4 exons. The record is from RefSeq and is a predicted model, not a curated record. Bases 37 to 1260 code for a protein of 407 amino acids. Lineage: Eukaryota; Fungi; Ascomycota; Sordariomycetes; Glomerellales; Glomerellaceae.
ACCGCACACCAGCUUCGAUCGUCCUAGCCAGUUGUCAUGGACGAGAAAUCCGUUUUGAGAAACCGCGCGAGGAGCUUCUACAAGCUUGACCUCACCAAUAAUCUUCCUCCUGGAACCGAUAGCAUAAGUCAAUUUGAAGCUCAUCCACGACAACCAAGACCACCGGCAGAACCCAAGAGGCCGGUCCCAGAAUGGCCACCGGAGGCAGAUAGGAAAGGGAAGUGGAUAUCGGCGUAUCUCGACCAGCUCGACCCAGAAACCGAGUACGACCGCAUCAUCCAGACCUCAACCUUCUUCACCGGCUCCAGCUUCGCCAUCGCCAUGGGCUACACCUCGACCCUCAUCCUCUUAACCCAGACGCCGGCAGGCGCCUCAGCGGUCCACAGCACCGGAAAGCUCUUCCGCCGCGGCCACCAACGCUUCUACGAGACGCAGGACCGGCUCCUCGACUGGAUGUGGUACGGUAGCGCCUCUCCGCAGGCCGUCGAGGGCAUCGAGAGGGUCAACAGGAUCCACGCUGGGGUGUGGAAGAACGCGCCGGGGACAUUUAGUCACCCAUGGGAGGGCCAGAUGUCGCUCAUCGGGUCGGCGUACUUUGAGACGUACCUGAGGGACCUCGUCGGGGCGAGGGUCAGGGACAUACACCCCAAGCUGGCGGCGGCGUGGCCGGCGUGGGCUGAGAGAGUGUGUGCGCACUUUCGAUCGGAACCCGAGGAUGGGUCGAGGAGCUUUGGGGUGAAUUUCCCAAGGGACUGGAAGGAACUCGAGGCUUUUCACAAGUGGUAUCGUGAGCUGCCGUUUGAUAGGUAUACCAGUGAGGAAGAAAGGGUCAAGGGGGCUGUGAUAUCUAAGGGCGUUGUUGAUCAGUUUGCCGAACUGUGGUUUCCAAGGUAUCUCCAAUGGUUCGGCCGACAGCUGUUCCUCACCAUCGUACCACCCAAGGUCCGAGAACAACAGCGCACCGGGCACCCUAACCCUUUGGUGUCCAAGCUUGUCAAGUUGUUCCUCAAGAUACAACUCGACCUGGCUGACAUCAUGCCGGAUCCCGCGAGGCCCAUCUUGAGGGACGAGUACCAUAAGAUCAAGAGUUGGGAAUGGUACAAGAUUGAUGCUCAAGUGGUUGAGAAGCGGAGAAAGCAAGCGUCGCUGAUCAGGAACUUGCUCUUGGGGGUGCUACUGAUACUUAUUGCGAUUGUCCUUAUGAGGGGCUGGGCAGUGGGAGGAAUUGAAGUUGAGGCGCUUAAUGUCGAGAAUGAGUAAGCAGGUAUCUGCUUACGAUUUGCGUGACUUCCAAUACACGUGAAACGGCAACGAUGAACACUCAAGGGGAUAAACUUCACGGUACCGGUCGAAAGGAACGAUAAGAUUGAGACUAAGUUGACGUUGACGGCUCGAGUGGCGUAAACACACGUGUGUAGUUGAGAUAAAGAAGGGCCAUCCCGCACCCUCCUUCGGAAGCGUAGCCGCGAGUAUCCGUAUCAGCAGCGGGUUCCAAGCCGAAAGGUUGCGGUUGGCGUUGCUGUCGCUGGCUGGCAUGCUGCCCACGACGAACGCGUGGGUGUGCGACGGUGCGUGGGUGGGCACGGAUUGCCUUUCGG